UCAUACGAUGGAGGCGUUCCUAUUCCCCUAGUUCACAUCGACUACAAGUUUAGUUUCCAAACUUCUAUCCAAACCCAACACAAUGUCGCCCAACAGCGUUAUUCAAAUCCCCAAGCGUUUGCCUCUGCUGUGUACUCACGAAGGGGUGCUUUUACCCGGCUCGACCAUGCGAAUCAGCGUCGAUACGCCGAGAAACAUGCAGCUGGUGAAGAGCAGACUGCUGAAGGGCACCUCGCUGAAAAGUACCAUCAUCGGGGUUAUACCCAACACCAGAGACCCCGAGCACGACAGCGAUGAACUGCCCUCUUUACACAGCAUUGGCACAGCUGGACUGGCGGUUCAGGUAGUAGGCAGUAAUUGGCCGAAACCGCACUACACGCUGCUCAUUACGGGGCUCUGUCGCUUUCGUGUGACCCAGCUGAUAAAGGAGAGACCCUUUCCCUUGGCUGAGGUGGAACAGCUGGACAAACUGGAGCAGUACACAGAUGGUGAUCAAACAGAUUCAGAACUUGGAGAGCUGUCACAGAGGUUUUACCAGGCUGCUGUACAGCUGGUCGGGAUGUUGGACAUGUCAGUGCCUGUGGUUGCUAAACUCAGACGGAUGUUGGACAGUUUGCCUAGAGAAACCCUGCCUGACGUUUUGGCCUCCAUGAUCCGCACUUCCAACAAAGAGAAACUGCAGGUGCUGGAUGCUGUAGAUUUGGAGGAGCGGUUUAAGAAGGCUCUUCCUCUGCUCACCAGACAAAUUGAUGGACUCAAGCUGUUGCAGAAGACCCGUAAACUCAGACCAGAUGAUGACAAGAGAGUGCUGUCCAUCCGUAAGGGCGGUGUGUUCCCAGGACGUCAGUUUUCGGUGGAAGAGGAGGGGGAGGAUGACGAUGAUGGCGAUGAUACGGCUUCACUGGAGAGGAAGGUCAAAGCUGCAUCCAUGCCAGAAGCAGCAUUGCGUGUGUGUAUUAAGGAGCUCAAGCGACUAAAAAAGAUGCCACAGUCCAUGCCAGAGUACGCACUCACUCGCAACUACCUGGAGUUGAUGGUAGAUCUGCCCUGGAAUAAGAGCACCACAGAUUGCCUGGAUAUUCGCGCAGCGCGGGUGCUCUUAGAUAACGAUCACUAUGCUAUGGAAAAACUGAAGAGAAGGGUGUUGGAGUACCUGGCUGUCCGGCAGCUCAAGAGUUCCCUUAAAGGACCCAUAUUGUGUUUCGUGGGACCCCCUGGUGUGGGAAAGACUAGCGUUGGCCGCUCCAUCGCCCGCACACUGGGCCGGGAGUUUUACCGGAUUGCUUUGGGCGGAGUCUGCGACCAGUCGGACAUACGUGGGCACAGGCGCACGUACGUGGGUAGCAUGCCUGGUCGCAUCAUAAACGGACUGAAAACUGUUGCCGUAAACAAUCCUGUGUUUUUACUGGACGAGGUGGACAAACUGGGGAAGAGCCUGCAGGGAGAUCCUGCCGCCGCCCUGCUGGAGGUUCUGGACCCGGAGCAGAAUCACAGCUUCACGGAUCAUUACCUCAACGUGCCUUUUGAUCUCUCGCAAGUCCUCUUCAUAGCCACUGCAAACACUACGGCGACCAUCCCUCCCGCUUUACUGGACAGAAUGGAGGUCCUCCAGGUGCCAGGCUACACCCAGGAAGAGAAAGUGGAAAUCGCUCAUCGGCAUCUGAUCCCUCAUCAGCUGGAGCAACACGGAUUGAGCCCACAACUGCUCCAGAUCCCACAGGACACCACACUGGAUAUCAUUAGGAAAUACACACGGGAGGCAGGUGUGAGAUCUUUGGAGAGGAAGAUCGGGGCCGUCUGCCGAGCCGUGGCUGUAAAGGUCGCUGAAGGUCAUAAGGUCUCUAAAGAGGCGUCACUCACUGAGCAACAUGCAGAUCGUAAUACAGACCGAAAGGAAGAGGAUUCUGGGAUUGCGGCUCCUCCAGACAUGCCCAUUGUUAUCGAUCACAUCGCUCUUAAAGAUAUUCUUGGCCCACCACUUUUUGAAAUGGAGGUAUCGGAGCGUCUGACCCUACCAGGCGUGGCGAUAGGGCUGGCCUGGACUCCGAUGGGUGGAGAGAUCAUGUUUGUAGAGGCCAGCCGUAUGGAAGGGGAGGGGCAGCUGACCCUGACGGGACAGCUGGGCGAUGUCAUGAAAGAAUCGGCCCAUCUAGCUAUCAGUUGGCUCCGCAGCAAUGCCAAAACGUACAACCUGACUAAUGGCAGCACUGAUCCUCUGGAGGGCACCGACAUCCACUUGCACUUCCCAGCAGGUUCUGUCACUAAGGAUGGACCCUCGGCCGGUGUAACCAUAGUAACGUGCCUUGCCUCAUUGUUGAGCAGGCGCCUGGUGCGCUCUGAUGUGGGAAUGACCGGAGAGAUCACACUUAGAGGACUGGUGCUGCCGGUGGGAGGUAUAAAGGAUAAAGUCUUGGCAGCUCACCGCGCAAAUCUGAAACGAGUUAUCAUCCCCAAGCGCAACGAGAAGGACUUGGAGGAAAUACCCGCCCAUGUGCGGGCAGACCUAGAUUUUGUUUUUGCCAGCACACUGGAUGAUGUAUUGAAUGCAGCUUUUGAUGGGGGCUUCCCAUCCAAUGUCAGACAGCCACAAAUUGCUAGCAAACUUUGACACAGUACUACAGAUGCACACAAGCCUGAGACUUUUCUUUUUUGAACACAUCAGCACUUCUAAUCUGUGAAUACUGGCUUAUUGUCAAUAAUUCAAACUAAACCAUUUAGAUCCCUUACUACUUUCUAAUUUAAUAACAGAUGACAACAUCUAUUGUAUGUAGUAUCAUUUUGUUUGAUAUCAACUAAAUAUCCACAGAUUUUUUUUAUAAAAAUGUGAUGUUUAGUGCAGGGGUUUUCAAACAGUGGGAUAAGGUGGGUCAUGCAAAGUUACUUGGAUGUUGCUGUUAAUGAAAGUUAAGUCCAAUUAAUGACUUGCAAUGACAAUUAUUUUGAUAUAAUAGAUUAAUUUGAUAUGGCAAUUAAACUAUUGAGAGAAUGAACUGACAAGAAAAAAACACUACUCAAUUAUAAAAGAGAAAAAAAAGUGUUUGCUCAAUUUUAUUUCCCUUUAAAAAUAUGUUGUGGGUCCAGGGAUAGAUUAUUUAUGUAGCAAAAUUACAAUUUUGGAAAAACCUGGCUUGCACUUACAAUAUGAUUAAUGAUAUGCAAAUACAUUUUAAAUGAAUAAAGUUCUUCAAUGUUCA
This is a messenger RNA of Paramisgurnus dabryanus, 3194 nucleotides long. RefSeq names its product lon peptidase 2, peroxisomal (gene lonp2). The record is from RefSeq and is a predicted model, not a curated record. Lineage: Eukaryota; Metazoa; Chordata; Actinopteri; Cypriniformes; Cobitidae. Gene Ontology annotation, biological process: protein catabolic process; protein quality control for misfolded or incompletely synthesized proteins. Gene Ontology annotation, molecular function: ATP binding; ATP hydrolysis activity; serine-type endopeptidase activity.